AUGUCAACUGCAACCCAAUACGAGACCCUCCUCACCGAGGAAAUAGCAUACCAAAAAGCCUCGAAUCCAAUCUCAGACCUACCAUCAUGCACAAACUUGUUCGAUAAAUGGGCUCAAUGUUUUGCCCUCGGACCCCAACUCCAAGCGGUUUAUAGGUAUGGUGGCCUUCAAGAUUGCAAAGGCAAGUUGGAUGAUUUCAAGUAUUGUUUGACUCAGAAGGGGAUGGGUAGAGAGGAGAAAUAUGAAAGUUGGAUCAGGAGGAGGGCGGAGAAGGUGAUGGAUAUGAGACUGGGCAAGGGCAGUAGUGAAUUGGUUUGGGAGCUGAGGAGGGACCCAAAUGAACCUGUCCAAACAAAAUCUCAAGUCGCAAGUACAAUCAUCUAA
Ustilago hordei is the source of this 384-nucleotide messenger RNA. RefSeq lists its product as uncharacterized. The transcript has 2 exons. The record is from RefSeq and is a predicted model, not a curated record. Bases 1 to 384 code for a protein of 127 amino acids. NCBI's taxonomy places the organism in Eukaryota, Fungi, Basidiomycota, Ustilaginomycetes, Ustilaginales, Ustilaginaceae.